This is a messenger RNA of Lathyrus sativus (Indian pea), 795 nucleotides long. Lineage: Eukaryota; Viridiplantae; Streptophyta; Magnoliopsida; Fabales; Fabaceae. The record is from the annotation of a GenBank genome assembly.
AUGGCUGCCAUCAUUUCAAGAAGGUUAAGAUUAACUUCUUCCAUCCUAAAACCCUCUUAUUUUCCACCUCCAUCAUCAUCUCCACCAAACCCUCAAUCUCCAAUCUUCGAACCCUUAACCCACAACCCAUCUUCUUUUUUCAUCUUUCAACACUUCUUCUCCCAAUCCACAACAGCCCCUCCAAAACCCAUUUCCCAUUUCAAUCUCACUCCAUUCUCAUCACACAAAGUUUCAAACUUUUACCCCAAACCCAUCUUUUUCUCAACCAACGACCCAUCAUCAUCAUCAGAUUCUGAUAAAGCCCCAAACCCAAACCCAAACCCAAACCCAAGUCCAUACCCAAGCGAAAACCCAAACUUCAAACACCAAGAAAUCGAAGGACCAACAGUAGAACGCGAUCUCUCCCCCCUCGCCAACGAGACACGAGAAAUUCUAGAAACAAUGAUGAAGAACAUAUACGGAUUAAGCAGGGUUGUCGCGUUAAUGGGCCUCGUUCAGCUUGGCGUUGGAGGUUGGAUCACAUACGUGACUAGAUCUUCACCUAUCACUGAGGUUUCCGUGCAGAGCUUGUUGGCUUUUGCGUUUCCUUUUUCUCUGGCGUUUAUGCUGCGUCAAUCGUUGAAGCCAAUGCGGUUUUUCAAGAAGAUGGAGGAACAAGGUAGGUUGCAGAUUCUGACACUGACGCUUCAGGUUGCUAAGCAGUUGAAUGUUUUGUUUGUUAGGGUUAGAGGGGUUUCUUUUGUUUGUGUUGUUGGUUUGUCUGCUGGAUUGGUUUUUGCUGUGGUUUCUAGAUGA